Messenger RNA from Rhododendron vialii, 2786 nucleotides. RefSeq names its product twinkle homolog protein, chloroplastic/mitochondrial. Bases 167 to 2269 code for a protein of 700 amino acids. The record is from RefSeq and is a predicted model, not a curated record. NCBI's taxonomy places the organism in Eukaryota, Viridiplantae, Streptophyta, Magnoliopsida, Ericales, Ericaceae. Gene Ontology annotation, molecular function: ATP binding; single-stranded DNA binding; 5'-3' DNA helicase activity. Gene Ontology annotation, biological process: DNA replication. The transcript has 21 exons.
AGACGCUUUUAUUCACACAUACAGAGGGAGAGAAACCCCGGCUUCUAUGUACUAAACCCUCUCUGAGCUCUCUCGCUUUUCCGCCAUGGAAGACUGAAGAAGACGAAUAAGCGGGCGGGCGCGCGCGCGCACACACACACACAGACUCACAACGUUGUUUAUCGACAUGCUAAUCAACAGUCCUCUCCACAAGCUAUUCACUUCCAAAACCCUCAUGGCCGCCUCCACCAAACCCUCACCUUUCAGCAAAGCACUACCAAUGACCCCUUCUUCGCACCCACACCUCUCCCACUCUCGCAGGCUUAUUUUUUCAGCUUUUUCUUCCAAACCCACAUCCCGUUUUCGCAUUUUUGCUCGCAAGAACAAUACUAAUGGGUCUCUUAGGACUACUAAUGGGUCUCUUAGUAAUGGGUUUUCCUCGGUUUCACAUGCCAACAUUCCAAGACCAGUUUCUCAAGUUGGUUUAGAAAUCCCUGAAGACAACGUUCCAAUAAAACUGAGGCAGAAAAUGGAGUCAGUUGGCAUUGACAGCAACCUUUGUAGGCCUGGGCAAUACAAUGGCUUGAUUUGUCCGAUGUGCAAAGGUGGUGAUUCCAUGGAGAAGAGCUUAUCCCUUUUCAUCACCCAAGAUGGGAAUUCAGCUUUGUGGACCUGUUUUCGAGCAAAAUGUGGGUGGAGAGGCAGUACAAGCGCCUUUGCAGAUGGAAAGUCAACAUAUGGACAGAUGAGUCAAAUCCCAAAAGUUAAGCAGAUCAGAAAAAUUGCUGAGGAAAGUUUGGAGUUGGAACGACCAUGUGGUGAGCUGCUGUCAUACUUUGCUGAGCGAAUGAUAUCAAGGGAAACUUUGCAGAGAAACUCUGUUAUGCAAAGAAGAUGGAAUGAGGAGAUUGUUAUUGCAUUUCCUUACCGAAGAAAUGGAGUUCUUGUGAGCUGCAAGUACAGAGAUAUCAACAAGAAGUUCUGGCAGGAGAAAGAUACUGAAAAAAUAUUGUAUGGGCUGGAUGAUAUAAAGGAUGCGAGCGAUAUUAUCAUUGUUGAGGGUGAGAUGGACAAGCUUUCUAUGGAAGAAGCUGGCUUCCGGAACUGUGUUAGUGUCCCUGACGGUGCUCCUGCUACAGUUUCCAAAAAAGAGUUGCCAUCUGAAGAGCAGGACACAAAGUAUCAGUAUUUGUGGAACUGCAAAGAGUACCUAGAGAAGGCAUCUCGCAUUAUACUUGCGACUGAUGGUGAUCCACCUGGUCAAGCCUUAGCUGAAGAGCUUGCACGCCGCCUUGGAAGAGAAAGAUGCUGGCGAGUCAGGUGGCCAAAGAAAAACGAUGUUGGUUAUUUUAAAGAUGCAAAUGAGGUGCUCAUGUAUAUGGGACCUGGUUUGCUGAAGGAAGUAAUUGAGAAUGCUGAGUUGUAUCCUAUACAAGGACUGUUCAACUUUAGAGAUUACUUUGAUGACAUUGAUUCGUAUUACCAUCGAACUCUUGGUUAUGAGUUUGGUGCCUCAACUGGCUGGAGGUGUUUGGAUCAGUUAUAUAACGUUGUUCCAGGAGAGUUGACUGUAGUUACUGGAGUUCCCAAUUCUGGCAAGAGCGAGUGGAUUGAUGCUCUUAUAUGCAACCUCAAUAAAAGUUCUGGUUGGAAAUUUGCACUUUGUUCUAUGGAAAAUCAGGUUCGGGAGCAUGCGAGGAAACUUUUAGAAAAACACAUGAAAAAGCCCUUCUUUGAUGCAAGGUACGGUGAAUCUGUUGAACGGAUGAGUGUUGAUGAGUUAGAAGAAGGAAAAAAAUGGUUGGGUGAUACAUUUUAUCUCAUAAGGUGUGAGAAUGACAGCCUUCCAAAUAUCAAUUGGGUCCUUAAGCUUGCGAAAUCAGCAGUGCUCAGAUAUGGGAUUAAUGGACUUGUGAUUGAUCCAUACAAUGAGCUUGAUCAUCAGCGUCCUCCAAACCAGACUGAAACAGAGUAUGUGAGUCAGAUGCUAACUAAGGUUAAACGAUUUGCUCAACAUCACUCCUGCCAUGUUUGGUUUGUAGCACAUCCACGACAGAUGCAUCAUUGGGUUGGGGCUCCUCCAAAUUUGUAUGACAUCAGUGGAAGUGCACACUUCAUAAACAAGUGUGACAAUGGGAUUGUUGUUCAUAGGAAUAGGGAUCCAGACGCUGGUCCCCUGGAUCAAGUUCAGGUUUGUGUACGGAAGGUACGAAAUAAGGUCGCAGGAACCAUAGGUGAAGCUUUCUUGUCAUAUAACAGGGUGACUGGUGAAUACGUGGACAUGGGAUAGAUCUUGAAAAGGAUGGACGCAAGUUAGUUCUCAAGAGCACUCUUGGAACUCUCUUGACCGCAGAGGCAGAAUCAGCAUCUUGUUGAGGGUCAACACCAAGGCUGGUCAUUUCUAAUGUAACUUAAAAUGCCCAAAAUGGAGUUUUCUACCUUCCAUUAUUGGGGGAGAAAUCGACAGCAAGAAGGAUAUAAUGUGAGGACGACUAUCUUUUGAUUAGAUAUUUUCUUUUAGGCACCGAGGAAUUAUUCCCAGUUAUCACUUGUGUCCUUGUAAAAUUGGGUUCUAUCCUACUAUUCAGAUUAGUGAAUCGGUUGAGCUUAUUUUUCCGGAUUGGGACUUGAAAAAAGGUAACCUUCACAUGUUCCUUACUCGUCCCAUUGUUCAUUGUUCGGCUGGAAACACCUUAGCCCCUCACCUCUCAUGUAUAUGAUAGUGAUACAUCGCGUUUGGAUUUUUGAACUUCGACUUGUAUUCUAUCGGGUUAUAUAUUGAAAGCAUUUUGUGGAGUUACUUUCUA